AUGGCUGGUCCCAACGUCAGCUUUGCAGCCCCGACGCCGGUCGUCAAUGGCGAUAGCAAUGGAUAUCAUCAAGUUACUUCAGACAGAAUCAUCGUUGGAGUCGACUUCGGCACUACGUAUUCUGGUGUAGCAGCAGCAUACAGUGCAACCCCAGACGACAUCGAGAUUAUCAAGACAUGGCCAGGAGGCAACGGCAUAACCUCCGACAAAGUCCCUACCGAAAUCGCCUACGAGACGACCGAACUGCCCGCAGUCACCAACAACACAAUCACACCCGAGCAAGGCGGCGGUGCCCGAUCUACCGUCCAGAGGAUAAAAUGGGGCUUCCAAUUCAAGCCAGAAGAACCACGUUUACGAUGCAUAAAGCUGUUCCUGGACAGAAACCAAAAGUUGCCGCAUUUUGUGAGCCCUUUGGAUACGGCUGCGCAUUUGAGGAGCUGUGAUCGCACGGUCAUGGAUGCUGUCAGCGAUUACUUAGGGCAGAUAUAUACGCAUACCAUGGAGACGUUGAACAGACGUUAUGGCGAAAGUUUCAUGGCCAUGACAAAGGUGGAAUUUGUCCUUACUGUUCCAGCUGUCUGGUCAGACUCUGCAAAGAAUGCGACCUUGCAAGCGGCAGAAAAGGCAGGCAUGGGCAAGAAGCAUGAGUUGAGGUUGAUCAGUGAGCCUGAAGCUGCCAUGCUGCACGCACUCAAAACAGUACAACCGCAUAAUCUCAAGGUCGGAGACAACUUUGUCAUCUGCGAUGCAGGGGGUGGUACCGUAGAUUUGAUCGCCUACAAAAUUACUCAACUAUCUCCGCUCAGAGUCGAAGAGAGCGCAGUAGGAACAGGCGGACUCUGCGGCUCAGCAUUCCUCAACUACCGCUUCGAAGAACACGUCAAAGAAAGACUCGGCACAGAACGCUACACCCACAUGCGCAACAAGAAGCCCAAAACCUGGAUGAUGGGCUUGAAAUACUUUGAAGAAUUCGUCAAACGCAACUACAACGAAGAGGAAAAUCAAGAAGUCAAUGUGCCUUUUCCUGGUCUUCCUGAUGACGAAGAGGCAGGGAUUGACAGUGGAUUCAUGGUCAUGAGUUCGCAGCAAGUCAAGGCUAUUUUUGACCCUGUCAUUGAUGAAGUGUUGAAGUUGUUGGAUGGGCAGGUCGAUGCUAUUCGCAAUAAAGGCGAUACCGUGUCCGGAAUUAUCCUUGUGGGUGGAUUUGGACAGAGUAAUCACCUUUACAAUAGGUUGAAGUCGCAUUUCAACACCGCAACGUCUCCUGCAGUUGCUGAGAAGGACGAGCAUCAGGUGCAGGUGCAGGUGCAACAACACGAAUACCCACCUGUGGAAGUGAUUCAACCACUAUAUGCAUGGACAGCUGUGGUCAGAGGUGCAGUAAUCAGAGGUUUGGAUGACAGUAUGGUAUCUUCUCGCCGCAGCAGAUUACACUACGGAACCUCCUACGCCACAGUCUUUGAUGAGACAAAACACGACAUAGCAGAUCGCUACUGGUCACCCCUGUGGGAGCGCUGGAUGGUAUCCGAUCGCAUGCAAUGGCACAUCGCAAAAAACACCGCCAUCUCCCCCGAAACACCCAUCUCCUUCCACUACACUCGCAAUUUCAUGCCCCACCAAUCCCUAAUCGUAACCGACGAACUAAUAGCCUGCGGUUCCGACCUUGCACCUUCCUCACGCACAAAAACGCUUUCUACAGUUUGUACUCUACGCACAGAUUUAGGAGCUGUGCCGCAAGAAUUGUUUACUAGACUCAAAACGAGUAAGGGAAAUGAGUUUUUGAAUCUGGACUUUGAGUUGGUCAUGAGGAUUCAGAGUGCGGAUUUGGUGUUUGAGUUGAGAGUUGGUGGAGUUGGGUAUGGGGUUGUGCAGGCCGAGUUUCAUUGA
Messenger RNA from Aureobasidium melanogenum CBS 110374, 1887 nucleotides. RefSeq names its product actin-like ATPase domain-containing protein. The record is from RefSeq and is a predicted model, not a curated record. Lineage: Eukaryota; Fungi; Ascomycota; Dothideomycetes; Dothideales; Saccotheciaceae. Bases 1 to 1887 code for a protein of 628 amino acids. The transcript has 5 exons. Gene Ontology annotation, molecular function: ATP-dependent protein folding chaperone; ATP binding.